CUACCCACGAAACCCCAUUCACUUUCACAUCAAAUCUAUGCCAUUUCCGAUAAUAAUACUCUCUAAAUUUUCUACAUAAUCACGAUGAAGCUUGUUUGGUCUCCAGAAACCGCCUCUAAAGCUUACAUAGACACAGUAAAAUCAUGUGAAAAUUUCAAAGAAUCCAGCGUAGCCGAACUCCUCUCAGCCAUGGCUGCUGGUUGGAACGCAAAGUUGAUUGUCGAAGCCUGGUCCUGCGGCGGUCCAAUACCAACCAGUAUCGGCCUAGCUGUAGCCGCUCGUCACACCUGUGCACGACACGUGUGCGUAGUACCCGAUGAACGUUCAAGAUUAGCGUAUGUUAAAGGCAUGUACGAAUCAGGCAUAUCAGCAACAGAAGUGAUAGUACGAGAAGCAGAAGAGGCGAUGGCGGAACUGGUGGGUGUAGAUUUCUUGGUGGUUGAUUGUAAGCGUAAAGAUUUUGGUAGGGUUUUGAGGUUUGCAAAGUUUAGUAAUAAAGGGGCCGUUUUAGUUUGCAAAAAUGCAUGUCAAAGGAGUUGUGGUAGCAGUAAUAUUUCUGGGUUAAGAUGGAACGUGGUUCUGGAGAGAGGGUUACGUGUCGUACGAUCGGUGUUCUUGCCGGUAGGUCAAGGAUUAGACAUGGCUCACGUAGGGAGUAAUGUCCGGGGAGAGAAUUUAAAGAAGAGUCCUACUCGUAGCCGUUGGAUCAAGCAUAUUGAUCAACGAUCGGGUGAGGAGCAUUUGUUUCGAGGAUAAUU
Pistacia vera is the source of this 758-nucleotide messenger RNA. RefSeq lists its product as uncharacterized. Lineage: Eukaryota; Viridiplantae; Streptophyta; Magnoliopsida; Sapindales; Anacardiaceae. Bases 85 to 756 code for a protein of 223 amino acids. The transcript has 2 exons. The record is from RefSeq and is a predicted model, not a curated record.